This is a messenger RNA of Alternaria ethzedia, 1056 nucleotides long. RefSeq lists its product as uncharacterized. Gene Ontology annotation, cellular component: cytoplasm; CAAX-protein geranylgeranyltransferase complex; protein farnesyltransferase complex. Gene Ontology annotation, biological process: protein farnesylation; protein geranylgeranylation. Bases 1 to 1056 code for a protein of 351 amino acids. The record is from RefSeq and is a predicted model, not a curated record. Gene Ontology annotation, molecular function: CAAX-protein geranylgeranyltransferase activity; protein farnesyltransferase activity. The transcript is spliced from 3 exons. NCBI's taxonomy places the organism in Eukaryota, Fungi, Ascomycota, Dothideomycetes, Pleosporales, Pleosporaceae.
AUGGCCUUCAACUUCAUUCGCGCCUGGCUCGAGACCAUCUUCCUGUCGCCAUAUCGCCUGCUGCGCGCAUUGCUACCUGCGAGCGCAUAUCCCACCAACCCCAAGGCAAAAGGCGUCAGGGAAAGAAUGCCGAAAUACUACCACGACGACGAGGCAUGGGCGGACAUUGAGCCACUUCCCCAGGAUGACGGCGGCCUGCAUCCGCUCGCUGCCAUCGCAUACACGGAGGAGUACAGCGAGGCCAUGGGCUACCUGCGCGCCGUCAUGGCAAAGAACGAGUUCAGCGAGCGGGUGCUCGGCCUCACGGAGCACAUCAUCAGCAUGAACCCCGCGCACUACACUGUCUGGCUCUACCGCGCCAAAACCAUCUCUGAGAUUGGUCGAUCACUGAAGGAUGAAAUCGCAUGGCUCAACCCGACCGCACUGAAGCACCUCAAGAACUACCAGAUCUGGCACCACCGACACACCAUCAUCGACGAGCUCGGCUCAUGCGAGGGCGAACCAGAGUUCAUAAACUCCAUGUUGGAAUUGGACUCCAAGAACUACCAUGUGUGGAGUUACAGGCAAUGGCUGGUCAAGCGCUUCGAUCUCUUUGACAAGCCCGAAGAGCUCGAGUGGACACACAGCAUGAUCGAGGAAGAUGUGCGCAACAACUCUGCCUGGAACCAUCGCUACUACCUAGUCGUUGGCGGUAGAGAGGAGAAGCCAAGCGCAGAUCUUGUGAAUCGGGAGAUAGAGUACACCAAAGCAGCCAUCCGGAAAGCGCCCCAGAACCAGAGCCCAUGGAACUAUGUCUUGGGUAUCAUUCGCGCAGCGGAACUUCCCAAGUCGACCCUCAAGGACUUCGCGGGUGAAUUCGCUGAUGUGCAGAGGCCAGACGACGUCCACUCAAGCCACGCUCUUGAUCUCCUAGCCGACAUCUAUGCGGAAGAAGAGAACAGCAAAGAAAAUGCGGAGAAAGCCCUGGAGCUGUUGGCGACAAAGUACGAUCCGAUCCGAGCAAACUACUGGAACUUUAGGAAAGGCCUCCUCGAUCAACCAAAGGUUGCUGCGUAA